This is a messenger RNA of Plectropomus leopardus (leopard coralgrouper), 1820 nucleotides long. The record is from RefSeq and is a predicted model, not a curated record. Lineage: Eukaryota; Metazoa; Chordata; Actinopteri; Perciformes; Serranidae.
CCCAGUGUAACUAUGCCUCGAGGAAGAUCUGCCAAAAGUGCCCGCUCAGACAGCAGUGAAUUGGAUAUUGAUGGCACAGAAUCAGAAAUAUCCAGACUGCAGAGACAGUUCAGGAUCAUGGAAGGAGAUCGGCAGGCUUACAGCCUUCAGGCCCGGGAGCAGAUCCGCAAACAACAGCAGGAGAUAGAGAAGCUGCUGAAGGAGCAGGAGGAGCUGCAUCGAAACCUUGGUGCGUGUAAGAGCUUGUCACGCCAACAGCAGGACAGUGAGGACACCCAGAGUCUUCGUGUUCUGCUGCAGCAGAGGGACAUGAUAGAAGUGGAGCUGAGCAAAGAGAAGCAGUGUCAAAAUGAGCUAGACAAAGAGAUUGCAAACGUGGAGUUGAAAUUGGCAGAGCUGAGAAAAGGGGAGAUCAGUACUGGUGAUAAACAAAGAUCUGAGGUACGGCGGACUCAGAAGGCCAUACGCACUUUGGAAUACAAACUGGACAGAGCCUUGACUCGCUUCAAUGAGCAGCUCACCAAAAACAGCCACCUGAGAGAGGAGUUGCAAACUUUUCAUAUUGAGCGUGCUCGUUUCCAGCAACUACACAACAGACUGGACAAGGAACUAUACGAUGUCCGUAAGAAGAUCGGGGAAAUCGUCAACCUGUCCACAGCUGCUUACGAUGCCAGGGUGGAGGCUCAGUCCAAGAUGACGAUGAUGAGGGAGAAGGCAGAGAAGGACCUCGCCCAGUACAACGCUGAGAUGAAGGAACUGGAAAGAGUUAUUGCACAUGAGUGCAUCCUGAAAGAGUUUAUGACCACCAAGUGCAGCGAGAGGAGCGGGCAGGAUGAUGGACAUGAGAUGGGACACAGACAAGUGUCCGUGCUGAAGGAACAAAGGAGGAUGGACUCGGGGGAAGAGUCACUUGACGCUCUAGAGGAGGUGUUCGAGAAGAUUCGGACUGUAACAGGAGAGGACAACCUGGACCUGCUGGUCACCAGGUUCAUCCAGGUUGAAGACCGGAACUUUGCACUUUUCAACUUUGUAAAUGAGCAAAACAAUGAGGCUGAGGCACUGAGGGAUCAAAUCAGCCAGAUACAAGCAGAGAUUGAGCAGUUUCGAGUUGCUGGUUUAAAGCACGAGGAAGAUCAUCGCUCUCUGGUGCGAGACAUCAAUGAACAACAAAAGACAACCCAGUCUCAAGCUGAAGACUAUGAAAACCAAGCCAGCAUCAUCAGCAAAAUCCUGGACGAGGUCAAAACAGGAGUGAACAGCACAUUCUCUAAAAUGGAGUGUGACAGCUCAGUGAUAGAGGAUAAUCUGGGCUCCUCUUCAGGAGUCAGUGAGAACAACAUCAUGUCCUACCUGGGUCUGGUGGAACAGAGGACCAACGAGCUGCUCACCAUACAAGCUUUCCUUAAUUCCAAGGAUCUGGAGAAGGACUACAAUCCAAAAGACCUGGCCAAAUUUCUUUUGGGUCAAAAUCCAGAAUUGCUUCAGCAGAGUGUUAGCAUUCAACCUGCAAUCAACAGUGUGGAGUAUGAUGCAGAAGAGUCACCGGUCACUGACGAGGAGGAGCGGCCACUUUCACAGGGAGAACUGCGCAGAAGAAUAUUAAAGGGGGUUCUACAGAAAGAGAGUUCAGUCCGGCAGGCAGCAACCAAAGCCUCAAAGAUCGGUCAGCAGUUUGAUGGCAGACGGCGUUCUCUGGAAGACGCACUUAUCUGACACAUUGACCUGAUCUGUAGAAGCACAUGUGCACAUCUUCCUUAACAUCUGCAGCUGAAGGGCCUGCUUUCUUUGUUUAUCAUAAUAUAGAUCAAUUGAGGCCAUGG